AUGGCUCAGCCGAAACCACCUGCGUGGCCCUUGAUCAAGGCGACUGAGCCCAACGUCCCCCACGUUACUUGGUCUAACAUCACAUUCUCGCCGGCUUAUGUGGAGAAGCUCCGGCUGGUGUGCCACAGUCAGAAGGAGUUGAAAAAGGCGGGCUAUGUUCUCCAACCUCUCGACUCAGCUCAGAUCACAUCCAAGGCUAGAUGUACGAAGUGUGGAAAACGACAGAAUCGUCGAGCGCGACCAAAGCCUGUCAGGACUGAUGCCGGCAAUGACAACAAGGGACAAAAGGAUCUGAUGAGCGUCGACACCGAAAACGCGGUUCCAUCAGAAACAGAGCACAGCAUGCCUCCGCCAGAUGAUCCUCAGCUUCAUGAGCACUGGCAAUACCAUUAUACGCCGCCCAUCCCUGCCCAAGUCGCCCCUACUACCAGUACCGCUUCUCGUCCUACUCCCCCGGUCGGAUCUCGAAGACGUGGCCACAGGAGGGGUGGUCGACAAAGCUGGCAACCUUUCAUCGUCGACUACUCGACACGCAGCCACAGCCACAGCCACAGCCACAACCACCAACAACAGCAACACAAAAUCCCUCGUCAUCUCCACGCCAUCGCCCUCGACUGCGAAAUGGGCACCUCCGCCGCGGGGCACCCGGAGCUCAUCCGGCUGACGGUGGUGGACUUCUUCAGCGGCGCGGUGCUGAUCGACAACCUAGUCUCACCGUCGGUGCGCAUGGCGCACUACAACACGCGGUACUCUGGCGUGACGGCACGGGACAUGCGGCAGGCCCUCGCGCGGGGCACUGCGAUCCUGGGCUGUGACCGCGCCCGCGAAGCUCUCUUCCGCCAUUGCGGCGUAGGACCCGACACGGUCGUCGUCGUACACGGUGGCGCCAGCGACUUCACCGCCCUGCGCUGGAUCCACCCACUCAUCGUCGACACCUGCAUCCUCGAGAGAUACACGUACUCGGGUGUGAGCAGCACCAAAACGCCCGGCGGCCGCAGCCUGCAGAACCUGUGCAAGCUGAAGCUGGGCAUUCCCGUGCAGGUCGGAAAGCGCGGUCACGAUAGCUUCGAGGACGCCAUGGCCGCGCGAGAGCUGUUCGUGCACUGGGCCAAGGGCAUUCCUGACGUUUGA
Messenger RNA from Cladophialophora bantiana CBS 173.52, 1131 nucleotides. RefSeq lists its product as uncharacterized. The coding region runs from base 1 to 1131 and encodes 376 amino acids. Gene Ontology annotation, cellular component: nucleus. The transcript has 3 exons. NCBI's taxonomy places the organism in Eukaryota, Fungi, Ascomycota, Eurotiomycetes, Chaetothyriales, Herpotrichiellaceae. The record is from RefSeq and is a predicted model, not a curated record. Gene Ontology annotation, biological process: ribosomal large subunit assembly; rRNA processing. Gene Ontology annotation, molecular function: exonuclease activity; nucleic acid binding.